UCGUCGUCGUCGUCAUCCGCGACUCACAUCCUCCCCGCCCUUCAACAUGCCCUCACCCGUCUCUCCAUCACAACCCCUCGUCUCAUACCCUCACCAGCCACUCAGCCACGACGCGCCUCUGUCGCGCUCAUCAUUCGUGUGCGACCUCGCCCGGAGGAUGACGAGUAUCUCGCGAGACAGUACGACGCUGAUGGUCUCCCCUUGCCGGGGUCAGAGGUCGACAGAAUUCUUACCCAGUCAGGACUAGGAAUGGGUCAGAACGAUGGCGCGGUGUCCAGAGCUGCGAGCCAGGUGGGCCAACCCGGCCUCCAUUCGACGCUCUCAUCCUUCUUCUCCCUCCCUUGGGUCAAGCGCGGAACUCCCGAGAUCCUCUACAUCAAGCGCGCCACACGUCCCACCGACAAGUGGUCAGCGCAUGUAGCUUUCCCCGGUGGCAGGAGAGAUGAGACGGACGAGGAUGGCUUGUAUACGGCAAUGAGGGAGACUUGGGAGGAAGUCGGGCUUGAUUUGGCUGAUAGAGACUUCGUCAAUGUUGGGCAGCUGGAUGAUAGAGAGAUUACUAGCUCAUUGGGCAAGAGAUUGUUGAUGGUACUGAGCCCGUUCGUCUUCAUACAGACCACCCCCUUCUCACACCACCCGGAGCUUCAGCCAACAGAAGUAGCCUCAGCGCAUUGGGUCCCUCUCUCGCACCUGUACACCCCCGCACCCAAAUGGGGUGUCGUCUCCAUAGACAUCUCUACGCGUCUAGCCCCCAAAUCGCGGGGCAUACGCAUGCUUCUCCAGGGCUUGCUGGGCAAAAUGGAUUUCAGGUGUAUCCUGCUGCCCAACGAGCCUUGGGCUGUUGCUGGGGAAGAGGGCGAGACGGAGACGCCCAGCAGUGAGGAGGUGGGCCCGAAUGGAGAAAAGGCAAGAGCAGGGGCAGCUGCAAUGACUACGCUGCCUUGGGAGGACGAGAGCAAGAUGGAGUUGAAGUUGUGGGGACUGACAUUGGGUAUGACGAUCGAUCUCCUCGCCCACAUGUCGACCCUCCCGACCUCACCACGGCCCUCUUCCAGCUCCAAUGACCGCCACUCUCAACCAUCGAUGCAUAGCAUCCUCCACCCAUCGCACCAUCAACGGAGCCGUCUCCUCCCAAUCCCGCAAUCAAUUCGCGACGCGACCGCGAGACUACGAUCAGAGCUACACCUCAAUCCUCCACCAAUGGCAAACGCCAAGGCUCCCAGCUUGACGAGCGUAUUCCCCAGAUUCAGUAAUGCGGACGUCAAUUUCUGGAUCUGGAUCUGUGGCUUCCGUUACCGCACGGUCAUCCGUUCAUGGCAAUCGGCUCUCGGCACACCGAUGGAGCGACGCUUCAACUGGUCUGGUCUCGCGCUCGCCGCUUUCUACUCCGCAGUGAGACGGGCGCUGAUUGUUGCCUUGCUGCUGCGGGGAUUGGGAGCCAUCGCCCUGCUCGGGGGCGGGGCUUGGUGGGUUGGA
Jaminaea rosea is the source of this 1476-nucleotide messenger RNA. RefSeq lists its product as hypothetical. The transcript is spliced from 5 exons. NCBI's taxonomy places the organism in Eukaryota, Fungi, Basidiomycota, Exobasidiomycetes, Microstromatales. The annotation marks the transcript as partial. The record is from RefSeq and is a predicted model, not a curated record. Gene Ontology annotation, molecular function: coenzyme A diphosphatase activity.